GUGAUGCAGAAAAAAUGAAGUUGAUGAUUAUACUAAUAUAUAGUUGAUUUUCAGUGGGGGUACUAUUGCUGGUCUUUCUUGGGAUCAUCACUGAGUACGUUCGAUGCAAAGGGAAGAGAAAAGCGACGACUUCUAUAUGGUCCCAGGAAUGUUUAUAAGAAACUUGCACUGAUCUGGGUAAGGCCUACUUAUGUUCAAUGCAUAUGCUGAACAGAUCUGGUGGGGGUACUAUUACUGGUCUUUCUCUGGGAUCAUCACUGAGUACGUUGGAUGCAAAGGUUCAUGCAUUCUCUGUUUGUGAUGACCCUGAUUACUUUUAUGACUUUGUUCAAGGCCUACUUGAUGGACUUGAUGCAUAUGUUGAAAUAUGUGGUAUAUAACAGAUCUGGGGAAGGCUUACUUAUGUUCAAUGCAUAUGUUGAACAGAUCUAGGGAAAUCGUUUACAAGCAGUCAUAUUUGGUAAAGAUAUCGAUCUGCGCGAUGAUACAUUGCAGGUUUUUCAAUCUUAUUAUAUAGGCAAUGCAUAUGUCAAAACAAUAGAUCCAAAACACAAAAUCGAAUUACAUAAAUAUCAAUGGAUCAUCAAUUCGAGGACAAUUAUUGAAAAUGUUGAAGAUGACGAACCAGUGCUAAAGGCUCCAGAGUAUAAUAUCAUCCCUUUUAAUGAGUUUGAUGCUUAUAAGGAUACAGAUUCUGAAAUAGAGAUUCUAGCUAUUGCAAUCCAAAUGAUGUCACCCAGAGAAGUCAACACUGUUAAUGGAAAGACAACAGUUCAAGAUAUACAACUUAUUGAUGAGAGCCUGAAACCUUUAACUUUAACAAUGUGGGCUCGAUUUGUUCAUGACGAAUGUCAACAAAUUUCAAACAUCAUUGCAACAAAACCAAUAAUUCUUGGAAUGCGAACUAAAGUUGGUUCUUAUAAUGGUCUAUCUUUAUCAUCACAAGUGACAAGCGUGUUUACCAUCAAUCCUCUUUUAGCAGCUGUGGUUUCGUUACGUACAUGGGCAACCCAAAAUGAUGCAUUACUAGAAGAAAUCACUGUCAAGGGUUUCAAUACAUCAACAGGAUCGAGUUCAAGCAAUGUCAUGCAGACAAUAACAAAAAUUUCUGAAAUUGCUGAAAUUUUAGAUUCUACAGAGGCAAUGACGAAAUCAACAUUCACAGUUAAAGCAAAAUUUUUAUUACUCGACUUGCAUCAGCCGUUCUACUAUAUGUCCUAUGUCAACUGCAAUAAAGCGACUGGAUAUGAUUAUAAUGAAAAAUUCUCGUGUUACAAUUGCAAAAAUAUGAGAAUCGGACAGCCACGUUCUCGAGCAUAUUUGGAAAUAGAAGAUGACACAGGAUGCAUAGCAGUUGUUUCCUUUGGAUUGGUAGCAGAAGAAAUUCUGAAUUUUGCAGCAGUUCAUCUAUUAGAGCACACAGGCGAGGUAAUAAAUCUCUUUAUAAAUUUUUUUAAAAAAACAUAUUACAUUAUGUUCUAUAUUUUUUCAUUAUUACAGGAACACCUACCAUAUUUAGCAAACAUUGCAAGUGCAAUUUUAGAAAAAAAAUGGACUAUACACUUACGCGCAGAGAUGAAUCAAUAUGGACAAUUACGACAGAACAAGCUCAAUGUUCUCUCUGUCGAAUUUAUAAAUUAAGCUACGCUAUAUAUACUCUAAAUAUCUUUUUGUUAAACUUAUCAUUUUUAUUAUUAUACCUUUAAAUAGAACAGUGACAUGUAUGUAUAGUUCAUAUAUGUAUAAUUAUAUACUUAAAUGAGACACUAUUUUGUAUAUAAACUUUAAGUUUGCUUGUUUACUUUUGAACUCUGUUAUAAUUAUAUACAUAAAUAUGAUACUAACUUGUAUGUAAAGAAAUUUGUGGAAUUGGACGUGUAA
Molecule: messenger RNA, 1881 nt
Organism: Carya illinoinensis
Lineage: Eukaryota; Viridiplantae; Streptophyta; Magnoliopsida; Fagales; Juglandaceae
Product: replication protein A 70 kDa DNA-binding subunit B-like
Exons: 12
Coding region: 727-1641 (304 amino acids)
Biological process (GO): DNA replication; DNA repair; DNA recombination
Cellular component (GO): nucleus
Molecular function (GO): DNA binding
Source: RefSeq, a predicted model, not a curated record